Brenthis ino (lesser marbled fritillary) is the source of this 582-nucleotide messenger RNA. The record is from the annotation of a GenBank genome assembly. NCBI's taxonomy places the organism in Eukaryota, Metazoa, Arthropoda, Insecta, Lepidoptera, Nymphalidae.
AUGGCGGCGCAGGAUGAAGUUGACGUAUGUGAAAGUUGGGAAGAUAUGGACGAAAUUGGCUUAGACGAGAAAAUUAAACUGAUGUCAACUGUGCCGCCACUCAAAGCUUGCAAGGUUACUAACGUAAUUGUGGAAGACAACGCGUGUAUAGGAUCCCAGUGCGUAAUGCCGGAGCCAGCGAUACGUAUAUUAAAACGGCCAUCAUCUUUGGGUAGUGGCCAGCUAAAUGGAGAAAGUCGCGCUCGACCCGUUAAAACAUUGGAACAAAGGCGAAAAGAGUACGAAGAAGCUCGAUUACGUAUACUUGGUGAGGCUCGAAGUCCUGAGGACGUCAUUGAUGAUAAUCUAAGUCGGUUGCAAGAUAAAUUACAAGUUAUCAACAUUGAUGACAAUCAGAGUGGCGGUAAAGUGAAAAACUGUCACAAUGAAAAUACCAAAGCUAAAGAAAAAAAAGUGUUAGUGAGGCUUCCACCAGGUGCCACUACUGCUGGGAUAUUUCCUUCUCCCCCACCCCCUGGAGUCUUAGUUAUAACCCCUAGAGCCCCUAGAGGUCCAGAUGGAACAAAAGGUUUUAUGAGGAGG